UUCUAAUAAAAUAGUCAGAUAUUAUUAGUCGACAAACUACGCAACAGACUCCUGGCUAUGGAUUUAGGAGAGAAACAAUAUUUGUAAUCCUAAUUACAGUCACUUAACUGAUCACAUUCAAAUUUUAAAUGUCUGCCAGUGUCAGGAGACCAUUGAUUCAUCUUUUAUAGCCAUGUUUGGAGACAGCAGCCAUUUCCUCCAAGAAUUGGCUAAAAGUGAUCUAUGUUUGGUCAAUAACAGUUUGGUUGGUGGCAAAGAAAUUAGAUAGUUUGAUUCCCGUUUUGAGGCCGGAACCAUUCUCCCCACUGUUGAUGUGUGGUGGUGGUGUUGUUUCCGGGGAACAGGGUGCCAGCAGUAAUCAUGGCGGAGGACCUGCUGCUAACAGUGGAAAGACUCAAUUCCCGACUCCUCGAGAGUCCGGAGCCCCGAAAGCUGAUCAAGACGCUGAAAAAGCUGGAGGAGCUUCCGAUGACCAUGGGAAUACUGGUGGAAACCGGAGUGGGGAAAACCGUGAACUCUUUUAGGAAACAUGAAGUGGCAGCAGAGAUGGCCAGAAACCUGGUGGCCAGAUGGAAGAAACUGGUUCCUCAGUCCACAGCCAGACCCUCAAACAAUCAGACGAGGGAAAUCUCACGAUCUCACACACACUCAGAGAAAGGCGCCCGUCAACGUGCCCGGGAGCCCUCUCCUGUGGAGGAGCCCUCCUACAUGGAAGAGGAGCCGGGGUACCACGCCGACUACUCGCCAUCGCCUCCGCAGCAGCAGCAGUACAGCCCCCAGCAUGGAGGAUACCAGUCAGAGGAGUACGAGAGCCCGAGAGCCGCCACUCCGCCCCCGUCUCCUCCCCGUCACAAGACCAAACCCAACAAAGAGAGGAACGUCGACGAGGCACAACGACAGCGGCACGUACAAAGGUUCGAAGACGGGGCUCGGAGUGAGCGGCAGCGCGGCGAAGGCAGGAGCGGCGACAGAGAUCAGAAGAAGCACAGCAAGAAGUCGAGUGAAACCUCACCUAGCAAGAGGCUAAAGAAGAGUGAUGGUCAGCAGCGAGAGACAAAGGACUCGCCACCUAAGGAUGAAGACGACUUUGAGACACCCACUAUGUCGUUUGAGUCCUUCCUCACGUACGACUCUGUCUCUCCGGUCAAAAAGAAGAAGAAACCGCCUUCAUCGUCAACGUCAGGUCGCCCCUCGCACUCGGCCUCCAGCUCCACCUCGUCGUCCCGUCAGUCCACGUCCGCCUCGACGUUGUCAUCGCCGUCAUCUAAAGCCAGUAAGGUGAACGGAGCCCAGAGUUCAAAGAGGUCGCAUUCAAGCUCCAGUUCAGCUGCUGCAGUUCCAGAGAAACGUCGGAAGGUGGCUGAAGCUGUUCCCAGCCUUCCUGAGAUUCCCCUGCCAGCAAUCCAGCCCAACUACAGACCCCUGCCCUCCAUUGACCUCACACCACUGUCACCUCAGAGGCGGAAAGGGCCGAUCUUCACGGAGGAGGAGGACGCCGGCUUCACCGGAAAGCGGUUCAACUCCAAGAUGGUGGUCUACUCGGGUUCGAAGACGGCGUACCUGCCCAGAAUGAUGACCCUGUACGAGCAGUGCAUCCGCGUGCUGCAGAACAACAUCGACUCCAUCGCUGAGGUGGGAGGAGUUCCUUUUGACAUCCUGGAGCCAGUCCUCGAGCGAUGCACGCCAGAGCAGCUGUUCCGGAUCGAGCAAAGCAACCAGUGGUUUACCGAAGACUCGGACGACCUGUGGAUGCGUCACUGUAAGCGGGACUUCAAACGAGAAUCUCCUCAGGAGUACGAGUCGUGGAGGGAGAUGUACCUGCGGCUGUACGAAGAGCGCGAGGCCCGGCUGAAGAUGCUGACGCAGAACAUCAGCUCGGCUCACGCCAACCAACCCAAGCGUCGGCAGGCCAAGAUUGCCUUUGUGAAUUCUGUCGCCAAGCCUCCACGAGACGUACGACGUCGACAGGAAAAAUUCGGGACCAGCAAUGGGUCGACGGCAGCGUCCGUCGCUGCAGCUGCACCAAUCAAAAUACGGCCAGCCACCACUUUUGUCUCAAGCAGCUCCUUGUCCUCACAACAAGAUAGCACCCCUAGCUCGUCCUCUCGCGCCCCGACGGCGCUGCCUGCUGCCGGAAGCUCAGCCCGCGAGAAACCACAGAUCAAAAAAAUCGCCCCCAUGAUGGCCAAAACUAUCAAAGCUUUUAAGAACAGAUUCUCUCGUCGAUAGGAAGAAACCUUUAUGUGUUUUAAUUUAUUUUUUUUUUUUUUUUAAGAGACCCCUCCUGUCUUGACAUGAAUCGGAAUAUGAUUUCUGUUCUGUAUCUAGAUCUCACAGGAAGGAGGGGUCACCAGGAUUUUAAACUUGAACUGUGAGCGGCGGAUGUCUGCGUAAAUGAGUUGUCUGAGGAUGUCGACCGGCUUUUAAAGACCAGACGGCACAAGCGGUUGAUUUUAAAACUGUUUUCUUACCAUGCUGGCCAGAAGAUGGUCCCUUGGAACUCUUUUAAAGGGCCCAUAAAAUGACUAAGUUUUUUUAAACAUGCAGAGAUCGUGCAGUAUAGAAUUAAGAAAUGCUGACUCAUCAUUAGAAUAUGGAUGUAUUGCCACCAUAUUUAUUUGUGGUGACAGUGAAGGUCAAUGUCUUUAAAAGCCUGCGGCCAUUAUUAUCACCACAUUGGUUACGUUCAUGUUGUGGAACCGCAGCAGCCUAUUUGACGUGUGAAGAUCAGUGAGAGCUCAGACAUUGUGGACGCAUUGCUUGUGUCUAAAACAAUGAGGCUGGUAGCUGCUAGCAUGUUUUAAAAUCUUUUUCUGGAUGACAUCAUCAGUUGUGCCUCAGCCCCGCUCUGCAGCUAUGAACUGAAAGUUUUAAUAUCUACAAUCAAAACAAGCCCAUGCUAACUGUGAUGCUAGCAGCUGAAAUGCUCGUCACGUUUUUGCUAUGAAAUGAAUUGGACGGUUUUGUUUCCCUGACUCUGCAGUCUUUUUCUUUUGAUGGCCCAAACCCAUUUUAAUUAUAUCUUCAAAUUUUACUCUCCGCUGUUUGAAAUCCAGCUUCUAUCUUUAAAUCACCUGCAUGUUCAGGCGAUGUACCAAGUGCUAUUGAUCGACAUUGCUAACAGCAAAAGUGCAAUACAACCUUAUGGCAGUGGAUGAGCAGCAGACUUUUUUAAAAAUUAAAAUUUAACUACUAUAUUUUUCGACCCAAAAUAAUGAAAAACAAAACAACCAAUCAUGAAGUGAAAUUUUAAUCUCGAUGUGCUUCUGUCUGUCAUAGCUGUCAUAGUUUUUUUUUUUGCUAUUGUUUUUAGGUUCCUUUAUUUUCCUUUAAAAGCUGAGCUUCAAACUGCUGAAAAUGCUUUCGGUCAUUGAUCUGGGACAUGAGGCAGUUUUAGACACGCAAGUGCUGUUUAAUUCUUUUUUUAUCUUAGGUAUUUAUGAAAGAUUGUCCAAGAGUGAGAGAAGUCUAGCCUACUGUUGUGAAAAGGUCAACGUUAUAAACGGUGCAUGUGUGAGGCCUGCCAUUCUGGAAGGGUUUCCAGGUUUGAACCUGCGGUUUUAAUCUCCCGAGCUGGAUUUCAUCAAACGUCAAACUCAUUCUAUGGGCUCUUUAAUAUCUUGUGUUGUUAGGAACGUGUCACGCACUUCACUCAUCUGCUUUAUUGCCAAGACGUCAAACAAUAGCAAACAGAUUUUUGUUUUUGACCAGUAGUUAUAACGUAGAUGCUUGUGCUGAUGGAGCCAGAGUCUUGUAGCCGUUUUUCCAGUGCAAUAUUGAUAGUCUUCUGAAUAUACUUUAGCUUCCACCUGCUCCUCUUGUAGACGUGUGUCCCUUUUUGAAAAGCAGUGGAGGGUGAACAUGGACAGGUUUCCGAUAAGCUUCCCUCUCUAUAGGAAUGUGGCCCCUUGUGCAAGAUUUGGAAUGUCGUGCUCUGUCUCCAUCUGGACCAGCAUGGAGAACCUGUCUUUGCCUACCUUUCAGACUGUGCUUUCUGUGUUCUCAUUGUUAUUUGCUGCCGUUUCUUCCUCUUACCAUCUUCCAGUCACUGACCAUGACAAAGCUGGACAUUCCACACCACAGAAAUAGAUGGACUACAUCACAUUGGACAGGGAGGCUGCAGUAUUAAGCUUGUCAAAGUACUGUCAUCAACCACAGGGAGGAAACAGCAGAGCUGGAUUUGCCCUUAAAUCGCGUGUAUGUUGUACAAAUAAGUGCGAAGGUUCCAAAAAUUUUACACUUUAUGCCCGAAGGGGAGCAAAGACGUUGAUACAUUUAUUUUGUUAUACGAGGUUUGACUCCGCUAGGAUGGGCUGUGUGAAACAGGACCUGUAGAUUGCUACCAUAUGUAUCCUUGCCUACAAACAUGGUCAGGAGUGAAGGACGAGGACAAGCUCUUCCACCUGUUACAGACUCAAUCCUGCAAAAGUAGGAUGUUAGCUGGAGGCAUUCAAAUGAAAUUAUUAAUUGUACUUUUGCUUAUACUUUCUCAACCUGGCGUGAUACAAAACUCUGGCUUGGGAAACCACAAGGUCUGUUUUCAUUGCAACAGCUUGUCAGUUAUUUAAACCCUUUGCUGACUUUCCCCACUCUGUCAAAUGGUUUGCCGACAGACGAAAUAUCCCACAGUGACUGAUGGAAAAAUGUCAAUAGAGAGUUUGUCCUGCAAUGAAUAAAAAUUGAUGUAAAUAUUUUGCCAUUUAAAACCUAAAAUUUGGAUAGAGCAUAAGCUGUUUGUUAGAUUAAUUUAAGUUAAACAAGUUUGGUGAUUUUGAAUAAAAUAUUU
Synchiropus splendidus (mandarinfish) is the source of this 4786-nucleotide messenger RNA. It is a transcript of the gene eloa, whose product is annotated as elongin A. Lineage: Eukaryota; Metazoa; Chordata; Actinopteri; Syngnathiformes; Callionymidae. Gene Ontology annotation, cellular component: nucleus; elongin complex. Gene Ontology annotation, biological process: transcription elongation by RNA polymerase II. Gene Ontology annotation, molecular function: protein binding. The transcript has 13 exons. The record is from RefSeq and is a predicted model, not a curated record. The coding region runs from base 361 to 2229 and encodes 622 amino acids.